Molecule: messenger RNA, 1665 nt
Organism: Anisakis simplex (herring worm)
Lineage: Eukaryota; Metazoa; Nematoda; Chromadorea; Rhabditida; Anisakidae
Source: the annotation of a GenBank genome assembly
AUGAUUAGAACGGAUUCUUUCGAAGGCGCACAUACCGGUGAUCCUGAACGGGAUUUAGCCUACGAACGAGAACAGAAAAGACGAGGUGAAGUGUUUUCAAUUGAUUGUGACAGCUUCGGUGAAGAAGGAGUUCCGGAUGAUGUUGUGCAGUAUUUGGUCUACUUCAAGCGUAUGGUUGAUGAAGAGAAUGUCGCUGAAAUCCAUAGUCUUUAUGAACAUGGAUUUCCCGAUUUGACAGAGCGCUUCUUUCAACAGAAGUUAUGGCCUAGUGAAGAAUCAGUCGAAACUAUAGUUGGUCCAGAUAGUCGUAUAUUUAUGAUCUUAUACAAGGAACUGUACUUUCGGCAUGUUUAUACUCGAAUGCAGCGAGGUCCGUCCCUUUCACAUCGCUAUGACUCAUAUUGCAAUUAUCAAGAACUUUUCUGCGAGAUUCUCACACAAUUGGAUCAUCCGCUUUCGUUGCAGUUACCGAAUAUCUGGCUUUGGGAUAUCAUUGAUGAGUUUGUGUACCAAUUCCAAGCAUUCUGUCUAUACAAAGCGAAUCCGAGUAAGAGAAGUCCUGAAGAAUACGACGAUUUGUAUACGAUCGAACAAAAUCAAAGUGCUUGGAAUAUUUAUCCAGUUUUGAAUAUUCUUUAUUCGCUGCUGUCGAAGUCACAGAUUGAUGCUCAGCUGAUGGCGAUACGUGAAGGAAGAAACCCAGAUGAUGUUGCUGAUGAGUUUGGCCGAUCGGCGCUCUAUUUCAAACUUGGCUAUUUCUCACUAAUUGGCCUUUUACGAACUCACGUUUUGUUAGGCGAUUAUCAUCAAGCGCUGAAAACGGUCGAAAAUUUGGAAUUAGAUCCAAAGGGUCUUUACAAUACGGUCCCGUCUUGUCUUGUUACGCUGCAUUAUUUCGUCGGUUUUUCACAUAUGAUGAUGCGCAAUUACGGUGAAGCAACGAAGAUCUUUGUCAAUUGUCUGCUCUAUAUCCAACGCACAAAAAAUCUACAACAACAACAUCAACAACAGAAAAAAAAUUUUCAGUACGAUGUGAUUGGCAAAACGAACGAUCAACUGUAUCAUCUGUUAGCGAUCUGCUUAACGUUACAACCACAACGGAUUGACGAUUCAAUCCAGUCACAACUUUUAGAAAAAAAUGGUGAUCGUAUGAAUCGUAUGAGUAAUGGUGAUAUUGACGAGUUCCGGAUGGCAUUUCAACAAGGAUGUCCGAAGUUUCUCUCUCCAACGACCGUCGUUUAUGAAGGAAUUAAUCAAGCUAAGGAACCGCUCGUUCGACAGUGCAACGCAUUUCUUGAAGGUAUUGAGUCUCAAAUCAUGUUACCGAUCUUGCGUGGCUAUUUGAAGCUCUAUACAACGCUUCCGACCAAGAAACUAGCCAGCUUCAUGGAUGUUCCAGAAUGUGAUUACGACUCGUUUAUUGGAAAAUUGUUAACGUUCAAGAUGAUUGUAACUGAAUUGGGCAAAGAAUUCAACGAGCACAGUAGUGAUCUUGACGAUUCAACUACAGAUCUAGACUUUUACGUUGACAAGGAUAUGAUCAUAAUUGCCGAUACGAAGGUGGCUCGUCGCAUUGGAGAGUAUUUCGUUAAACAUAUUCAAAAGUUGAAAGAUGUGAAUGCAAAACUUAAUAAAAUGCCGUCUUUAGCAGUCACGUCCACUUAG